UGUGGUUAUAAUUUUUACAUCUGAAAUUUCCAAGCAUGUCACAAUUAACUCAAAGGAAGAAGACUGAUGACAAAUUUGAUAUGAAGGCGCAACACAAGAUAACAGAUACAAAAACAAGAUCUGAAGAUAAAGCAUGUGAGGAUUCUGAAAAAUAUGUUAUUCUGAUUUUGAUCUGUCUUCGUAUCAUCAAUACAUUUUUAGUAAGAACUUCAUUUGUACCUGAUGAAUAUUGGCAGUCAUUAGAAGUUGCCCACAAGUCUGUUUUUGGGUAUGGAUAUCUAACAUGGGAAUGGAAAUAUGGACUACGAAGUUAUAUUUAUCCUGCUAUUUUUUCUGGGAUAUAUCAGAUUUUAAAUUCUCUUGGCAUUGAUAAUCCUGUGACACUCAUAUAUGGUCCUAGGUUGUUUCAAGCUUUCUUGAGCGCAAUUGGUGAUGUAUAUCUUUAUAAAUUUGUGAAGCUUUAUUUUGGUUAUGAAAUUGCGAAUUACGGAAUUCUAUGCAACUGUAUAAACUGGUUUUGGUGGUAUUGCUCCACAAGGACAAUAAUAAAUACAUUUGAAACUAAUCUGUUAUGUAUUGGAUUGUAUUAUUAUCCUUGGAAUACUGCCCACAGGUCUCUUAGCAAAGUAGCAAUUUAUCAAUUAAUCGCUAUAUUAAUUACUGUAAUUAGACCAACAGCUGCUGUAAUUUGGGUACCAUUAGCUUUAUGGCAUAUAUUUAAAAGCCGCAAUGCAAUGGUAUUUCUGUCAUAUGUAGUCCUAUCUUUCUUUGUCUUGAUAACGUCCACUUUAAUUGAUUUAUUUUAUUAUGGUAAGUUCGUAUUUGUGCCAUGGAACUUUUUUAAAUUCAAUGUUAUGGAGGAUAUGGGUGUGCAUUAUGGCACUCAUCCCUGGCAUUGGUAUAUCACUCAAGGUAUACCUGCUAUCCUUACCACUCAAAUGAUAUUUUUCAUCUUUGGUGCUGCUUUUGUAAUGAAACAUACAUUUCCUGCUAAAUUAUCUACAGAAAAUUUAAAAAUAUGCAAAUGUUUGUUAUCUCUAUUCUUAUUCACUGUUUUAGUUUAUAGUUUUCUUGGACACAAGGAAUUUAGAUUUGUUCUUCAUCUUGUUCCAAUAGCGUCUCUUUUCUCUGGUAUUAGUUUGUCAACAUUUUCAAAAAAAAUGAGAAACACAUCGUUAAUAUUUCUAUUGAUUACAAAUGUACCUGUGGCCUUGUAUACCGGACUCAUUCAUCAAAGAGGUCCAUUGGAAAUAACUGAUAAAUUGAAAGAUUUGCUUGCUGAAAAUUGCAUUUCUAAUUGUCCUGGAAGCGUCUUAUACCUGAUGCCAUGUCAUACUACACCACUAUAUUCCCAUCUUCAUUUGAAUGUGACCACAAGAUUCCUAACUUGCCCUCCAAAUCUUUCUGGUAUAAGGAAUUAUAGUGACGAAGCAGAUCAGUUUCAUAGUAAUCCUAUUGAGUGGCUUGAUAAUAAUAUUUUUAGUCAAAAAAUCCUCGCUGAUCGACCUUACUGGAUUCUGUUAUUUGAUUCACUGUAUGAUAAGUUGGAAGCUUACGACCCAUUGGAUAAUUACAAUAUUUGUGCCACUGCUUUUCAUACUCAUGUUCCAGAAGGAAGAACUGGAAGAUUUCUUUACAUCUUAUGCAAGAAAACGUCUCGAUAAUAUAUUCAGUUGCAAAAUUAUUCUCAUGUGUGUUUUAUCAACAUUUUGUAUUUUUGUAG
Styela clava is the source of this 1723-nucleotide messenger RNA. RefSeq names its product GPI alpha-1,2-mannosyltransferase 3-like. Lineage: Eukaryota; Metazoa; Chordata; Ascidiacea; Stolidobranchia; Styelidae. The record is from RefSeq and is a predicted model, not a curated record. Gene Ontology annotation, biological process: GPI anchor biosynthetic process. Gene Ontology annotation, cellular component: endoplasmic reticulum membrane. Gene Ontology annotation, molecular function: alpha-1,2-mannosyltransferase activity.